AUGUCGACCGUGGAGUGCUUGAAAAACAACUUCGUCAAGGAUCAGCUGCUGGAUGGCCGAUUCCGAACACUGGCCCCUCUCAACCAUGGGUCUUUCGGAAUGGUCUUCCUUGCUACUGAUACCAAGACUGGCGAAGAGGUUGCCAUCAAAUGUCUGCUCAAGGGCUCCCAGCCCCAACAAGAUCGGUUCGAAGAACUCGAGGCCCAUCGCCGCUUUGGGUUCCACCCAAACCUGGUCAAUCUGAUCCACACUUUUGAUACCGAGCAUCACACAUAUCUCGUCUUGGAGUAUUGUGCCAAUGGUGAUUUAUACGAAGCCAUUCGUCUGGACCGUGGUCCUCUCGAGACUGAGCAUGUUCGUGACUUCAUGCUGCAGCUUUUGAGCGCCGUCGAUUUCAUGCAUGCCAAUGGCUUGUAUCACCGUGACAUCAAGCCGGAGAAUAUCUUCCUCACACAAGAUGGCUCCAUGAAGCUCGGUGACUUUGGUCUGGCUACUCAGGACUCUUGGUGCCACGAGGCGUGUGUCGGUAGCGAUCGCUACAUGGCCCCCGAGCAGUAUGAUCCCUCCACCACUGGGUACUCGCCUGCCAAGGCUGAUAUCUGGUCGGUGGGUAUCUGCUUGCUGAACAUCUUGUUUGCUCGGAACCCCUUCACCACUCCCACCGAGUCUGAUAAGAUCUUUGCCGACUAUGUACUCGACCGCCAAUCUCUCUUCGACAUUUUCCCCAAUAUGUCCCAAGAUACGUAUGAUAUCCUGACUCAUGCCAUGGCUAUCGAUCCUUCCAAGCGCUCUUUGCUGGAUGUCCGUGACUGCAUCCUCCGUGCGGUCUCCUUCACAACUGACGACGAGUCCCUCGAUGAGUUCUGCACCGAGGAUCGUGAGGUGGUUGCCGCGAGUGCCAACCGCGAGCCCCUCCGCACCCCGUCGCUCCAGAGCCCUCAUGUCAACCAAGGAGACUCCUUCCCCUGGGCCAAGGCACUUCACUCCAGCCCUCCCCAGACUAUGCGCCAGCUUUCUGCCAUUCCCGACAACGAGAGUUAUACCGAAGACCUCUUUCCGCCUUCUGAAGCCGCGGGAACCUCUUGGUUCUCGAGUCGCAUGGAGACACCCUCCAUGGCCUCUGUCAUGGGCUCAACCCUCAGUGAAUCCUUCCGCUCGCUGCAUCUUCGCAAGCGGGAGGCUCCCGUCCUCCCUCGCUCCGACCCAGUGGCCAUCACUGGUUCUCUCCCUUCGCAUGCCACCAAGCCCCUGCCAUCGCUAUCGAUGGUCUUCGGCAACAACAAAGGUGCCGAUAAGAUCUCCAAGAGCUGGUGUGAUAUGUGGGAUGAGGAGGAAUCUGAGAACGAAGACAUCUCCCUCGCCCAACGACGAGAGCAAAACUCUCGCAGCUGGAGCCAUGAGAGCAUUGGACCUGCAGUCCAAGGAUCGCGCGAGCCGGACUCCGCAUCCACCAAGCAGCGCUCUCAGUCACCAGCUCAUGACCUGAAGACCGAUGAUUUCGAAAUUCAUCGCAUGUCGUUGGAUGAGGACAGUGACUCUAGCACUCCCCGCCCCCUGUGUGAUUCUCCACCCGAGCCUUCGAGCGCCGACAAGUGGUCCAUGCUUGGCGAUGUCCGCCGCAAGUACAAAGCGGAGGAUGAGCCUCGCACGUACAAGACGCGCAAGUCUCGUGAAGUUUUCAGCCCAAAGAAUGUCACUCCCAACACUCGACGUCAUGAUUGGGGCCGAGGUACUUCUGGGUAUCAGACCAAAUCCAAGCCGGCAUCGCCUUUCGAGGCUCGGCGCCGCCAAUUGCUGGAACAGCAAGACUGGCGCAGCCACGUUCCCAAACGCUUCACUCCUACUUACGAUGCAAGCGUAGACGAUGAUCUCGAUCUCGUCGGCGGAUGGCACGAUACUCACUUCUAA
Penicillium olsonii is the source of this 1908-nucleotide messenger RNA. The record is from the annotation of a GenBank genome assembly. Lineage: Eukaryota; Fungi; Ascomycota; Eurotiomycetes; Eurotiales; Aspergillaceae.